Messenger RNA from Corticium candelabrum, 522 nucleotides. RefSeq lists its product as uncharacterized. The transcript has a single exon. The coding region runs from base 1 to 522 and encodes 173 amino acids. NCBI's taxonomy places the organism in Eukaryota, Metazoa, Porifera, Homoscleromorpha, Homosclerophorida, Plakinidae. The record is from RefSeq and is a predicted model, not a curated record.
AUGUCGGAUCAGAAAGAAGACCGUAAUAAUGACCAGGACGACGACUUUCAGCCGCCAACAAAGAUGAGACCCAUUGGUUCCAAAAAGGUUACCACUAGUACUAGCCAGCUUGACAGCAGAUUUGCUGAAAAGACGAGUACGGACAAAGUACAGGAGUACAGCAAGGGUACGGUUUGCAAGAACACGACUGCCUGCAACAGUUGGACGAUGCGAACAUUUGAUGCAUGGAGAAGCAAUCGAAACAAGGAUGCUCCACAAGAAGAGCAUGUACCCACAGACAUUCUCUCAACGAAGGAUUCACAACUUUUGCAAGAGCGGCUAAUAUGCUUCCUACUGGAGGUGAAGAAGACCAACUGUGACAAGUAUCCUCCAAAAACUCUCGUACAAUUGGUGUGUGGGCUACAACGUGUACUUCGAGCUCAGCACAGAAGCGAUUCGUUUAAUUUUUUCGACAAGGCAGACCAUCGUUUUGAAGGUUUGCGCAAUGCUCUUGAUAAAGUCUGUCGAGAAUUACGUCAAUAA